AUGAAACCCACAGCUUACGACCACCCGACCAAUCCAAAUCUUCAGGUUUGGGAUUUGCCUGGAAUAGGAACGUCAACCUUCACGCGGGAGAACUACUUGCAAAAAGUAAAAUUAAGUCAGUUUGACUUUGUUUUGCUCCUGUCAUCUACGCGGUUUAAGGAAAAUGACAUUUUUCUCGCAAAGGAAAUUCUUAAGUUGAAGCCAAAUUUUAACUUGUUCUUCGUACGAACAAAGAUCGACGCUGAUCUUCGCAUUUUUCAAAAAUCACGACGCAAACAUCCGACCGCCAAAGAUAUGCAUGUAUUGCAGCAGAAAGUCAGAGACAAUGCAAGGGUCAGUCUUGAGAAAGGCGGGAUAUUCAAUGCAAACAUAUAUCUUGUUGACAACUAUGACACUAAAGCUUUUGAUUUUGGUACAAUAUUUUCGAAACUGAUCCAAAAGAGCUCCCAUCUUAAAAGGGAAGCAAUGAUCAUGUCAUUGUCUGGGGUCACAAACGAAGUUGUUCAAAAGAAGCUCGCUAUUUUGAAAAGUAGAAUAAGCUUGGUUUCUAAAACUGCAGCAGUGGCGACAGUCUUUGCAAAAUCGGACACAAACAAGUAUCCGGCAGAAAUAAAGGUCUUGCUUGAGGAGUGCAGAUUUUAUCGUUCGCAGCUAGGACUCAAUUUAGAAUCGCUUCAAUUCAUCGCAAAACAUCUUGACAUUGAGUUCGAAGAAUUGCUCGUCAAGUUGUCAAUGCAAUCAUACAUAUAUGUAAAUUCCGAGGACAGGUUUGCCACGUAUUAUACAGGGUUUAACAAAGUUGAACCAAGAAUUUGGCAUUCACUGCCACUUUUAGGAAACAUGUUGAAGGUGAAACCUUACCAGAAGCAAUGUGCUUUUGUAAUGAAAUCAUUCCUUGACAUAUGUGCAAAAGAAACACAUGACCUACAGAUGCACAUGACCAUGGCUUUAGAGGGAUCUUAA
This is a messenger RNA of Mya arenaria, 963 nucleotides long. Its product is annotated as T-cell-specific guanine nucleotide triphosphate-binding protein 2-like. Gene Ontology annotation, molecular function: GTP binding; GTPase activity. The coding region runs from base 1 to 963 and encodes 320 amino acids. The record is from RefSeq and is a predicted model, not a curated record. Lineage: Eukaryota; Metazoa; Mollusca; Bivalvia; Myida; Myidae. Gene Ontology annotation, cellular component: endoplasmic reticulum membrane. Gene Ontology annotation, biological process: cellular response to interferon-beta; defense response. The transcript has a single exon.